CCACUGGACUGCAGCGAAAAUACAACUUGUUUUCCUCUUUGAUUAAUACAUCGGAAGUCAUUACGGCUGAGACCACAUGCAGUCCUCAUUCGACCUACCUAUUUCAAACUGGUAGGCCAGAGUAAAUAUUGUAAUUAACUAGAGACUGGCCUGGCAUUGGGUCCAUAAAACAAGUUUUUACUCGAGGAAUGAAACGGGAUAUUCACAACACGAGACGGGGAAACCUCAAGUUUUGUGCGGACUGACAGCUAUCAGGGUUAAGGACACUUUUGAACUAAGAGACAAAAAACAUUAAAUUUUGCAUUGCCCAAUUACACAACGUCAAUGAACCUGGUGGUGGAAUGGGGGUUAAUAUGGUUUUGAGGUUAAAAUUUAACCUGUCUCCGAGUACCACCUUUUUAGUAUAAAGAACUUAUUAAAAGCUAAAAAAAAAUGGUGUAAUUCGGUUUCAGAAAGACAUGUCGUUUAGGUUAUUUAACCUUUUGUGAAUAUAUAAUAAAAAGCCUGCUGCAAAAUUACAAAACACCGAGAAAAAAAUUCUACACUCCAACUGGUAUUUCCAUCUUGAACUGAACUUUCCACUCAAGCAUUUAAUCACCUCUCUGGUAAGUGUGAUUUCUGUAAUGACGUCAUCACUUGGCACGUGACGCCCGAAAGUUGAAUUUUGCAGGCAUAUUAUGUACGACUGGAAUGAAAGUUCGCCAUAAGACAAAACAAGAUUGGUGAAAAGCGACCGUCUGUAUCAUGGUUAGUAAAUGUCUAGUGUUUUUAAAACGUUCAAUGAGCCAGUUCGAUGUGUCAACAACACAUGCUAAGUACAGGGCAGUUCAGAAACAGCUACGCAAGCGGACGAUAGUCUAUCCUAUCAGCGUAGCCAAAUGCUGACUCAUGCGCGCACUUUCCUCACGAGAGCCUUUGUUUGUUUAAAUUUGUUGAUGCCGAAUUGGCUCAUUAAAGGAGCAUGCUUCAUUACUUAGGCACCAUUCAAGGUUCUUUAUAUUGUAAAGUACUAUACCGAUUCAGCUGAUACGUUCCACGCACCAAGACAGGAGCGUGUCAUAGAUGGAAACACUUGUGAUGUUAAAGUGACGUCACGAGGAUGCAUCGGGGUCAAGUUGCGCCACAUUAAGCGUUGCAUAAUCUUAAGCUUUGUAUCUUCUGAAGUACACGGCGGAUUUGAACCUAGGUCUAGGAACGUGUCAUACUUAAAACAUAGAUAAUUGCUACAAUCCCUGUUAAAAUAAAGUUGCAACUUUCAGACGUGUUUUCACUCAAAACGUUAUAACUUAACUUUGUUUCAUUAAGAAGAUUCAUACAAUGUAGUGACUCAACGGUCACCAGAAGUCGCCGAGUGACUUAACAGCAAAAACAACUUGCAUUUGUCCAUCACACAAUCAGUUUCUUGUCCUAAAAAUUGUAACUGUAGCCCUGUAGAUGAAAUCUUUUUAAAAUAUUUAUUGCUGAUGAAGCGGUUGAAACGCAGGAACAGAUGCAGAUGAUCGACAGACACAUCAGCUGAGUUCGGCUAAAUUGGAGACACUCUGUAGGCCUACUCUGAACUCAUUUAUUAUCUUCAAAAACCGAUUGUGGCUAUGUCUGGAUAUUUAUGACACAAAAGAAAAGUCAGGACCAAAAGGGUAGUCAGCUUUUCACAGAAGAUGAUGACACAUAAGGGAGGCGUAACUUUCUUGACAUCACUUCAUGGAAUUUGGAGUGUGAGGCGAGUUUAAUUGUAAGUAUCGAUCUUUUCCAUGCCACAUGUACCUGGUUACAGACUGCAAACACAUGCUGAUUCACACCAAAGAAGUCAUGGAAGCCAGGUUACUUGGAAUGUAAGUUUAGGGAAUGACGCGUGUUCAGGGAAAACCUGGAAUUCUGGUGGGUUGUUCAUGUGGGACACGGUCAUUGCAUUUGUCAAAUUUCUUCCUUACAUUGCUGGAGACAAUGCUUUUACCAAAAACCAAGGAAACAGGAAAAACAACAACUGUAAGAUAUUCAUGAUUCAAAGCUAAAUUCUUGUCAUUUUUUUCUCUUUAUGUAGUUGAAGCUAUUUUCGUCUGUCUGUUUUCCAGACCUGGAGGAAGUACGGGUAACGGAUGUGAUGGAAGCAUUCCAUGUCCAUUCAGCUGGACUGCCAUCAGGAACAUGGUGCGUCGUGACGGUGAUGUUAUGUGGCUUCAGACAUGCAUUUAUAAGCGCGGUAAUUGAAACUUGUCGUCUUUGAGCUGGCUGCUGCGAAACAGGUAUGCUCAGUUAAAUUAUUGCUUCAUUGCUUACUUAUGCAUGUACAAUGUAGUUAAUUCUCUCUGGACUGGCAACUAAGUACAUUGUAUGUUCAACCAAUGAAGUUUGAUAGAGACUUUUGCAUUUAACCGAAAAGUUCUUGCCGAUAAGCUACAAGGCGUAAACAAAAGUAUAGGGCACCAUUGCUCUUGUGUAUGGCUCAAGCUGUGCUCCAUAAUCCAACCUCAAACCCGCUGAUGUUUUCUCAUGGACCACAGUUAUCUUAUAAUAACGUAUGUUUUACCUCAAACAGCUGCAGGUGUACAUUUUAAAGAAGCCAUCUCAUUUUCAUUGCCAAAAAUCCAACAGUAAAGAACUGCACCGCAUUAACAUAAGUGUACUCACUCAAAAUGCCUUUAGGUCUUCAGCCAUGGAAUUUCCGAUUUCUUAACAGUGAUUUUUUUUGCAACAGACUCUUGUAGAUCAGUUAUGACGUUACCACUCAAACACCGGAGCGAUGGACCGAAGUUCCAACAUCUGUCAUAUACCACCUUAACUCUAUGGGUAAUGACUUUAUAUUUCCUUCUGGUACCAACUGAGCAACAACCCAACGCUCCAGGUUAUUUAGGAUGCUUUGUGGACUGCCCUGGGGGUCAACCAUGCUCCGGUCGUGCUCUGCGAACAGGAAUAAGAGAUGUAGACGUUGAAUACAUUGAAUUGUGCUUCAGAAUAUGUCUAGACGGAAUAGGCGGGAGGUACAAGUACGCAGGACUGGAUUUCGCCAACAAAUGUUUUUGCGGGAAUAAUGAAAACUUCGGCAGGUUCGGGCGACGCUCGGAUUCUGAGUGUCACGACCGGUGCGGGGCAAACCAAGACCAGAUCUGUGGAGACGCCAGCAGGAUAUCCGUGUACCAAAUAUCACAAAGCGUGUGCAACAAUGACAUCGGACCACCGACCAACGGAGCACAUACCAUCAUCGACCCGCCUGCACUCUUUUACAAUCUCAACAACUUCAAGUUCUUCGGGACUCGUGUGGAUUUCUCCUGUGACGUUGGAUAUACUCUUCGCGGAGCCUCGUCCAUUGAAUGCGUAGACACGGGCUACAACAACGUCACGUGGAGUGAUUCUGUACCGACCUGUGAAGCAUCAGUCGUUGACUUCACUACGCAGACUCAAGCAGAGAGCAGCAGAACCAAUGAAAACACUACAAAAACGGUGACUGAAAGACCCUCAAGUAAAAACGUUGAGCUGUCAACUGCGGUUCCCCCUGCUGUAUCGAUUCGAACCAGACUAUCUCGGUGGUCGAAAGGGUCUACGACAAUGGUAAAAUCGACAGUACCUGAAACACAAGAGAACGAGAAAAGAGACAAACCGUUGGAUCGUGUUGUGUUUGUCGUAUCAUUGGUGGCGGGCUUCAUCACUGGACUGGUAGCACUUGCUGUAAUAGUAGUUUUCGUGAGGUGGCAUAAACGCCAGUUGGUCAGGAAUGACAGCACACGCGAGUUAUGUCACCAGUCUGAAUCGUUGGCAGGAGAUAGUCGGGUUUCUUCAACAAGGGCAGGUGAACAUCUUACAGAUAUCCCGUUGACCGCAAUGGUCACAUUGACAGCGAAAGACUACUGUCCAGAACACGACAAAUCUGUGCAGGUGGCAUACGGCAAUACUGGCCCUGAUCUCUCGUUCUCACGAGAUCUCGUGGAAAUCGAGGGCGAGAUAGGUCGAGGUACCUUUGGGAUAGUGCUGUUGGGCACCGCACUUGGGAUCGAGGAAGUUGGAAAACAAAGCAAAGUUGCAAUCAAAACAAUCAAGGAGGGCGCUGACAGACAGGCCAAGAUGGUGUUACUUGAGGAGCUGGACAUUACGAAAAAGAUUGGAUCUCACCCAAACAUUGUCAGAUUACUUGGCUAUUGCAUAGAGGCAGAUCCUAUCUAUAUCAUCUUGGAGUAUCUUGGCAAGGGAGACCUCAAGAAAGUUCUGAUGGGAUUCAGGAACACAAACACUAAUGGACGCUACGCCAAUAUCUCUGGCCCGAGUCGCUCACUCUCACUGAGAUUGCUCAAAUUUGCCCGGGACGUGGCCGAUGGAAUGACAUUUUUAGCGUCUCAAAAGUGCAUUCAUCGCGACCUGGCUGCACGUAAUGUGCUGGUGGACGACAAUAUGGUGUGUAAGGUAUCUGACUUCGGACUCGCCCGUGACGUCAUUAACAUCCGAGUCUACCGGCAAGGAUCAAAGGGUCCACUGCCCAUGCGCUGGAUGGCAUUGGAAUCUCUCCUUGAUGACGUAUACACAAUCCAGAGUGACGUGUGGUCUUUUGGCAUUCUGAUGUGGGAAAUCGUCACACUUGGUGCCCGUCCGUACCCGCACAUUAUGACUGCAAAGGACAUGGUGAACCAGCUAAGUGAAGGCUACCGCAUGUCCAGACCAACAAACUGUAACACACAACUAUAUUCCAUCAUGCGGAGUUGUUGGCACGCUGACCCACGGUUGAGACCAACGUUUCAAGAAGUUCUGGAUAAGCUGGAGGGACUACUAACUGUAGAAAUGGGGUAUGUAACUAUCGACGACAUCGACGAAAGCAUCUAUGAUGAUACAGAAAUCAUUCCUGACUGAACGAGAAAGUCUGACACAUGAAGUGCGAACACAUCUCACCAAACAUAAUGAAAAUUGAAACACGAAUGACAUAACUGACUCAAAAGUGAGAUAACACUUGGCUCUUGGAAAGACAAUGGAACUGAUGCUAGAUAAAUACUAACCAUUGAAAGAUCAAUCCAUUAAUACGGUGUCAGUCAUUUUCACUAACCAUUAAGGCCAGUGAUAUAUUGAAAAAGAACGUCUAAAACGCCUGGCCCUCUGCAGACUUACAAAAUUGUAGUAAGAUGUAGGUCAACAUCAUAGGCCUAUCAAGAUUACAAACCAUAUUGGUAUAGCACACAAUUAUAGUCUGCAUGUUACGGUAUAUGCCUUUGCAUAAUUGCUUUAAUUUAACAAACGUAAUUAGAUAAUUACACGCGUGGUAUAAACUAAGUGUAUCAGUUAUACUGUUCAAUACAUUGUGAAUGUAUGUCCCACUGGUGAGACAUUCUAAAAGAUGUUUCAAUGUAAGAUUCAUGGUAUGCUAACAUAACAUGUGAAGUUUUCCAUAUUGGUAUUAAUUGGUUAAAUUCAGCUGCUCUUCUCAACCCAACCCUUAAAUCUUUUCCUAGAGUGGGGGAACAACAGUGUAUUUCACCCGCAAGAAAAAAGUUCUUACUAAAAGCUAUGCCUAAACGUAAUAAUUCAGUCCCAAUGAAUGGCUUACUCUCACAGAUACAUGUAUAGCCUAUUAUCUAAAUAUGGCAUGCAUGUAGUACAUUCUACGGAGUCGUCCACUUGUAUCUAACGGUACCUCUUAACACUCAGCCCCCUUUCUAUUGCAUAAAAUUGACAUUUAUUACCGCACUAGCUUUUGUAACGGUGUAUCAUAAUGGACAUUCUAUAUAGAUUUUUGUCACAUUGUAAGGUGUAUUCUAGUUGACAAUAAUAGGAAAUUAUCAGCCCUUGUAACGAUAAACUAUAUUGGACAUUAAAUGUCCUUUCUGCGCUUUGUAACGGAGUAUAAGAAUUGAUGUUACUUGCCAAGAUGGCCUUUUUAAAGAUCAACUCAAAAGGUUUCUAACUGUUAUGGUUAUGAAAUGUUUUUGUGUUCUAUGUUGACAUAAAUUACACACUUAUCAUAAUGUCAUUA
Messenger RNA from Acanthaster planci (crown-of-thorns starfish), 5947 nucleotides. RefSeq lists its product as uncharacterized. Gene Ontology annotation, cellular component: signaling receptor complex; plasma membrane. NCBI's taxonomy places the organism in Eukaryota, Metazoa, Echinodermata, Asteroidea, Valvatida, Acanthasteridae. Gene Ontology annotation, molecular function: ATP binding; transmembrane receptor protein tyrosine kinase activity. The record is from RefSeq and is a predicted model, not a curated record. Gene Ontology annotation, biological process: positive regulation of kinase activity; cell surface receptor protein tyrosine kinase signaling pathway; multicellular organism development.